This is a messenger RNA of Pipistrellus nathusii (Nathusius's pipistrelle), 5367 nucleotides long. NCBI's taxonomy places the organism in Eukaryota, Metazoa, Chordata, Mammalia, Chiroptera, Vespertilionidae. The record is from the annotation of a GenBank genome assembly.
AUGAUCUCUACAGCACCGCUCUACAGCGGCGUACACAACUGGACCAGUUCUGACCGGAUUCGCAUGUGCGGUAUCAACGAGGAGAGAAGAGCACCUAUUUCUGAUGAGGAGUCCACGACAGGUGACUGCCAGCACUUUGGAUCUCAGGAGUUUUGUGUCAGCAGCAGUUUUUCCAAGGUGGAGCUCACAGCAGUUGGAAGUGGCAGCAAUGCCCGGGGGGCAGAUGCAGAUGGCAGUGCAACAGAAAAACUUGGGCACAAGUCAGAAGACAAGCCCAACAGCCCCCAGCCAAAAAUGGACUGUGCUGGGAAUGUGGCAGAGGCCGAGGGCCUUUUGGUUCCCCUGAGUGGCCCGGAAGACGGGCUCAAGCUUCCCCCUACCGACAGCGCCGAGGCCGGUGGUGGCGGCAGCAGCAGGCCCGACUGCUCCUGGAUCCCCCUCAGCACGCAAAUGAGCAAACAGGUGGACUGCUCGCCUGCUGGGGUAAAGGCUUUGGACUCUCGGCAUGGUGUUGGGGAGAAAAAUACUUUCAUUUUGGCAACUCUGGGAACUGGAGUGCCCGUGGAGGGAACCCUGCCUCUGGUUACCACUAAUUUCAGUCCGCUGCCAGCACCCAUCUGCCCCCCUGCUCCCAGUUCUGCCUCCGUCCCCCCAUCUGUUCCCGAUCACUUCCAGGUUCCCCUCUCUGUCCCCGCCCCAGUGCCCCAUUCAGGGCUAGUUCCUGUCCAGGUUGCCACUUCGGUCGCAGCUCCUUCCCCUCCCUUAGCACCAGUCCCAGCCCUGGCUCAGGCGCCACCAUCAGUGCCCACACUCAUCUCUGAUUCGAACACCCUCUCAGUUUCAGCCUCAGUCUUGGUGCCUGUGCCGGCUUCUGCUCCCCCUUCAGGCCCCGUUUCCCUGCCGGCUCCAGCCCCUUCCCCCAUGUCAGUCUCAGUUUCAGCUCCUUCGUUGACCUUGAUCCAGGCUCCUGUGCCCCCUUCUGCUCCGACCCUGGUCCUUGCGCCGGUCCCUACUCCAGUUCUGGCUCCCAUGCCGGCAUCCACACCUCCAGCAGCUCCGGGCCCUCCAUCAGUGCCCAUGGCCACUCCAACCCCAUCCUCUGGCCCACCUUCCACCCCUACCCUCAUCCCCGCCUUUGCUCCUACACCAGUGCCUGCACCUACCCCAGCCCCAAUCUUUACUCCAGCUCCUACACCCAUGCCGGCUGCCACGCCAACUGCCAUUCCCACGUCUGCACCCAUCCCGGCCUCCUUUAGUUUGAGUAGAGUGUGUUUUCCUGCAGCUCAGGCACCAGCUAUGCAAAAAGUCCCUCUGUCUUUUCAGCCAGGGACAGUACUGACACCGAGCCAGCCACUGGUAUAUAUCCCACCUCCGAGCUGUGGGCAGCCACUCAGUGUGGCUACACUGCCAACCACUCUGGGGGUCUCCUCCACUCUUACACUCCCUGUCCUACCAUCCUACCUACAGGACAGGUGUAUCCCUGGCGUGCUGGCCUCCCCAGAGCUCCGGUCUUACCCAUAUGCAUUUUCUGUAGCCCGGCCUCUGACUUCAGAUUCCAAGGUGGUCUCUCUGGAGGUGAACAGGCUUCCGUGUGCUUCCCCAUCCAGCAGCACCAGCACCCAGUCUGCGCCUGAUGGGGCCCCCAGGCCUUUGGCAGAUACUUCCCUCUCUACUGCUUCUGCCAAGGUGCUUCCAACGCCACAGCCUUUGCUGCCAGCCCCCAGUGUGAGCUCAGCCCCACCGCACCCCGCCAAGAUGACAGGUGGCACUGAGCAGCAAGCGGAAGGGACAUCCGUGACCUUCUCUCCCCUCAAGUCACCUCCGCAGCUGGAGCGAGAGAUGGCCUCUCCAUCUGAGUGCAGCGAGAUGCCCCUCGACCUCUCGUCUAAGUCCAACCGCCAGAAGCUUCCAUUGCCGAACCAACGCAAGACACCUCCCAUGCCCGUGCUGACCCCUGUGCACACCAGCAGCAAGGCCCUCCUCUCCACGGUCCUCUCUAGGUCUCAGCGUACGACCCAGGCUGCCGGCAGCAACGUCACCUCAUGCCUGGGCUCCACUGCCUCGCCCUUCGUCAUCUUUCCUGACAUAGUGAGGAACGGGGACCCGAGCACCUGGGUGAAGAACUCAACCGCGCUGAUCAGCACCAUUCCUGGCACCUAUGUGGGAGUGGCCAACCCAGUGCCUGCUUCCCUGCUGCUGAACAAAGAGCCCAACCUGGGCCUCAAUCGAGACCCCCGCCAUCUCCCCAAGCAGGAGCCCAUCUCCAUCAUCGAUCAAGGCGAGCCUAAGAGCACCAGUGCCUCCUGUGGCAAGAAGGGAAGCCAGGCUGGGACUGAAGGACAGCCAAGCACAGUCAAACGUUACACCCCAGCCCGCAUUGCCCCAGGGCUGCCGGGCUGCCAAAGCAAGGAGCUCUCUCUGUGGAAGCCCACGGGGCCAGCAAAUAUUUACCCGCGGUGUUCGGUCAAUGGGAAGCCCACCAGCACCCAGGUCCUGCCUGUUGGCUGGCCAUCAUACCACCAAACAUCUCUGCUUUCCAUUGGCAUAUCCAGUGCCGGGCAGCUGACCCCCAGUCAGGGGGUGCCCAUCAGGCCCGCCAGCGUUGUUUCCGAGUUCUCUGGUGUGUCAUCUGUUGGCCCCAGUGAAGCAGUGCACGGACUUCCUGAGGGGCAGCCGCGGCCUGGGGGUCCCUUUGCUCCAGAGCAGGACACUGGCACGAAGAACAAAACUUGCCGGAUCGCUGCCAAGCCUUAUGAAGAACAAGUCAACCCUGUCCUUCUGACUCUCAGCCCUCAGACGGGGACUCUAGCGCUGUCUGUUCAGCCUAGCAGUGGGGACAUAAGAGUGAGUCAGGGGCCAGAGGAAUCCGAGAGCCACCUCUGCUCUGAUGGCACUCCUAAGACAGAAGGCCCCCAGGGGACUUGUGGCCUGAAGCUGGCAGGAGACACAAAACCUAAGAACCAAGUGCUGGCCACCUACAUGUCUCAUGAGCUGGUCCUGGCCACCCCCCAGAACCUGCGCAAGAUGCCUGAGCUGCCUUUGCUACCUCAUGACAGCCGCCCUAAGGAACUCAUCUUGGACGUGGUCCCAAGUGGCAAGAGGGGCUCCAGCACAGAGCUUCCACAGCUUGGAAGCCAGGUGGACCUGGGGCGGGUGAAAAUGGAGAAGGUGGACGGUGAUGUGGUCUUCAAUUUAGCCACCUGCUUCCGGUCGGAUGGCCUCCCAGCAACUCCCCAGAGGAGUCAAGUCGAAGUUCGGAGUAAGGCUGCACAGACUCGAGUAAAACAGGAAAGCGUAGGGGUCUUUGCUUGCAAGAACAAGUGGCAGCCAGACUCAGUGGUGACCGAUGGGGUGACCGAAUCUCUGCCGUCUAAGAAAAUGAAAUGUGGCAAAGAGAAGGAUGGUGAGGAGCAGCAGCCACAGGCAAAGGUCAUAGCCCGGAGUUCUCAUGGACCCAAGUGCCGGAAGCCACCUAGUGACUCCCAGGAAGUCACCAAGAAAAGCCCCAAGGAGGCUGCAGAUUCAGGAAAAGAGCACAAUGGAGUCAGGGUAAAGCACAAGCACCGGAAGCCAACCAAGCCAGAGUCCCAGUCUCCAGGAAAACGAACAGAUGGCCAAGAGGAAGGUUCCUUGGAGAAGAAAGCAAAGAGCAGUUUCCGUGACUUCAUCCCUGUGGUUCUGAGCACCCGGACGCGCAGUCAGUCUGGAAGCAUCUGUAGCUCCUUUACUGGGAUGGCAGACAGUGACAUGGGAAGCCAGGAAGUCUUCCCCACAGAAGAGGAAAUGGAGGUGACCCCCAUCCCAGCUAAGCGUCGGAAGGUGAGAAAGACCCAACGGGACACCCAGUAUCGCAGCCACCAUGCCCAGGAUAAGACUCUGCUGAGCCAGGGCCGCAGGCAUCUGUGGCGAGCCCGAGAAAUGCCCUGGAGGACAGAGGCUGCCCGGCAAAUGUGGGACACCAAUGAGGAAGAGGAGGAAGAUGAGGAGGAUGGUCUGGUGAAGAGGAAGAAACGGAGACGGCAGAAGAACCGAAAAUAUCAGACUGGGGAGUACCUGACCGAGCAAGAAGAAGAGCAGCGGCGGAAAGGGAGAGCUGAGUUAAAGGCCCGUAAGCAGAAGACUUCCUCCCAAAAUUCAGAGCACCACCUCAGGAACAGGAACCUUCUCUUGCCCAACAAAGCCCAAGGGAUCUCGGAUUCACCAAAUGGCUUUCUCCCGAAUAACCUGGAGGAGCCAGCCUGCCUUGAAAAUUCAGAAAAGCCAUCAGGAAAACGAAAGUGCAAGACCAAGCAUAUGGUAAACGUCUCAGAAGAGGCAAAGGGCAAAGGACGUUGGAACCAGCAGAAGACACGAUUUCCCAAGUCUCCCACCUCAGCGAAAAACACGGAACUGUGCACACCCGCUAAGUGCCGAAGUGCCAGCCUAGAGGAGGCCUCAGAGUCCCCAGCAGCCCUGCAGAUUCCUCCAGAGGCACGUCGGCUCAUAGUGAACAAAAAUGCGGGUGAGACCCUCCUGCAACGGGCGGCACGUCUUGGCUAUAAGGAUGUUGUUCUCUACUGUCUCCAGAAAGACAGCGAGGAUGUGAACCACCGCGACAACGCUGGCUACACAGCCCUGCAUGAGGCCUGCUCCCGGGGCUGGACCGAUAUUCUGAACAUCCUGCUGGAACAUGGGGCCAAUGUGAACUGCAGUGCGCAGGAUGGCACCAGGCCAGUUCAUGACGCAGUAGUCAACGACAACCUGGAGACCAUCUGGCUCUUGCUGUCCUAUGGGGCUGACCCGACACUGGCUACCUACUCGGGGCAGACAGCCAUGAAGCUGGCCAGCAGCGAUACCAUGAAGCGCUUUCUCAGCGAUCACCUUUCGGAUCUUCAGGGCCGUGCAGAGGGUGAUCCUGGUGUAUCCUGGGACUUCUACAGCAGCUCCGUAUUGGAUGAAAAAGAAGGGUUUGCCUGUGACCUCCUACAUAAUCCCCCUGGGAAUUCUGAUCAGGAAGGAGAUGAAGGCGAAAAGGAUGACUUUAUGUUUGAGCUCUCAGAUAAGCCUCUUCUCCCGUGCUACAACCUCCAAGUGUCAGUGUCCCACGGGCCCUGCAACUGGUUUCUCUUUACUGAUGUCCUGAAGAGGCUGAAGCUUUCCUCCAGGAUCUUCCAGGCCCGCUUCCCGCACUUUGAAAUUAUCACCUUGCCCAAGGCUGAGUUCUACAGGCAGGUGGCCUCCAGUCAGCUGCUGACCCCUGCCGAGAGGCCCGGAGCCAUGGACGAGUGCCCCCCAGGCUCCUCUGAGACUGUGGAGCUGGUGCGGUAUGAGCCCGAGAUCCUUCGGCUCCUGGGGUCCGAGGUGGAGUUCCACCCCUGGAACAGUUGA